Molecule: messenger RNA, 1314 nt
Organism: Colossoma macropomum (tambaqui)
Lineage: Eukaryota; Metazoa; Chordata; Actinopteri; Characiformes; Serrasalmidae
Exons: 2
Coding region: 179-919 (246 amino acids)
Source: RefSeq, a predicted model, not a curated record
GUGUGUGUGUGUUUGUGUGUGUGUGUGUGUGUGUGUGUGUGUGUGUGUGUGUGUGUUGGGGGCGUGUCUCAGGGCGGAUCAGAGUUUGAAGUGAAAGUAAAACCGUUUAGGUUCUGCUGUUUAGUUUCUCUUUGGUUGUCUGUCUUUGGUUCUCUUUUGUUCCGGCUCGAACUUUAGGAUGAACCGCGCGAUCGUGCUCGACGCGCUGUCCGCGCUCACCUGCGCCACGGUUAAGGACCGCGCGCAGCCCGGCUCCCCCGGACUGGACCUGUCCGAGCUGACGGUGCAGAACUUCGUGUCGUCCGCGCUGCUUCCGCUCAUCCUCAGCAAAGACGAGCCGAGCCGCGCGGAGCCGGAAACGGAGCCGGACGAGCGGACGGAGCUGUUCGUGGACAUCAACAAUUUCCUCGCGCCGAGCUUCGACUACGACUUCAGGAACCUAAAUGACUCCUCCGAGUGCACGCGCGGCGGGGAGCCGUACACGCGCCCCUGCGGCUGGUACCGCUUCGCGCUCAAAGUUGUGAAUAAGUACCCGGAUGGGAACGCGUGGCUGGGUCCGGGCGGCUGGAGGAACGAAUCAGCGGCCGGAGAGUGGCCCGUGUCCUACCACGCGACCGGGAGACCCUCAGAGGGGAACCAGCGCGCGGAGUUCGGCAUCUUCUCCACCCCGAACAUCGUCGCGGCCCAACAGGACGAGCAGAUGGUCAAGGAGUUCGAGAAGGACGGACAGCGCUACAGAGUGAUGAUGCAGAACAGGAUCAACCCCGCCGAGCGCGUGAGGCUCAACGACGACCUGUGGCUCGUGAAGGUCCCCCUGGACCUGUACGCGCUCGAGGAGGAGCGGAGGAGAGAAGAGCUUAAGAAGCUGCUGGACAGAUCGAUCAGGCCGUACGGGAUCCUGAUCAGACAGAUCGACUGACCACCAGGACAUCUCAGCGUCACCUCCAGAACGAUUAAUCACAGCAGACAUCGCCAAUCAAUCAUUAAUCACCUAUAAUCAAGGAAUGAUUUCACACUUAAACAAAUGACUCCACAAGCGCGAGACUGAAAGUGGAGGUGUUAUGCAUUUUCUCAGUGGGAGAGAGACCUUGUCAUAAAACAGAGAGAGAGAGAGAGAGAGAGAGAGAGAGAGAGAGAGAGAGAGAGAGAGCUCAUGAGUUAUGAUCAUUAUUCAUUUUUGUUUACCUGUGGGUAUGUAAAGAUUAUGUUUCUGUUUGUUUGUUUGUUUGGGACAUGUUUGUUUGUUUGUUUAUCUGUUCUGUCUUUCUGUGAUUCUGCUGUGAAUUCAGGACGAUUAAAGUUUAGUUUUUUCUC